CCGUACGAUUCCAUCCGUGUGCAACAUGUGCAAUCCUCGUGCUCUCUGAUUUCGUAUAUGUUGAUAGUCGAGAUCGCUCCUGCCGACUAGGCCCGAUAAACAACUCACUUUGGUGAUCUCUCCACUGCCACCAUGUUUCCCACGUUCGACGUCCCUCCCCAGCAUGCCGAGACGGUAGGCGCUCGCAAGAACAGGAAGGCGAGAGAGGAAGAGGGCAUCAGGCGCUCUUCGACUGCCACCUCUCAGUCAUCAGGGAGCAACCGGAGCGUCAAAGCCGAGUCGAGCGCCGCGUCUGGCAAGAAGAGCGGAUUUGGCUGGUUCGGCAAGAGCAAAGGCGUGCAAGAGAUCCCCAAGGUGCCUGCCUUGAAGACGAAGACCGCUGAGCCGUCACCGCCGCCUGCGCCGGUCGCUCCUGCCUCGCCGCAAGACCUGCCCUCGCCUGCUGUGUCCUCUCCCAAUGAACUCGCUCCCCAGACGCAGGAAAGACGGCCAUCAACCCGCUCCAACUCCGAUCUCCAGUAUCAACACCAGCAACGCUUCCAUGUUCCUCCGCCGUUGCAAUCGCUCCCUCCUCCGCCGACCAGUGCUCUCCCACAGUUGCCGUCCCCUGGUCUGAAUCCGCGAGGCAGGAUCGACACAGGGCGUCCCCACGACAAUGAUCGUAUCAAGUCAAGCUACUCUACUCUCUCACACAACUCCUACAGCACAACAACUACUUCAUCUGCUCGCACUGGCUUCUCUAACCAGAGCAUAUUCUCGCAACCCUCUCGCCGUCAAGAUGACCUUUUGUCGGAGAACAGCUUCUACGGUGACGACCAGUCCAUAGCCUCCAAGACGCCCUCACCUAUCACUCCACCCACAUACGUCGACCGGAGGCCGCCCCCAACCCGCCAGCAACCGGACCCUGCGUACGUCAACAACGUCCAGAUGGAGCCGGUCGAGUCACGAACGGGCAGCCGCAUGAGUGAUGGCCCUACCAAGGCUGCCCAGGGACCCUUUGCCCGUGCCUUGGGUAAGAUGGAGUCCGCCGGUGCCCGCAUUGUCUCUGCACGGCUGAGCGAAGAAUGGGAGGGUCUUGACGACGACGACGAAAGCUACCAAGAGGUCGUCUUCGAGAAGCGCCUAUGGGCUCUGACCGCUUACCAGCGCUUGACGCAAAACAAGCAGCUCCAGUCCCCUGCACACGACCUGCUUGCCAACAGCCGACCGGCCGAGCAGAGGCGAGUGCUGCACCUUCACGGAAACCUUGCUGACGGCUGGGUGCUCGCGACGCGCUACCCUGCAGCGACCGUCUACACGCUCUCCUCCGCAAACACAUCGAACCUGCCAACAUCGCACCCCGCACCCUUGAACCACCACUCGCUGUUCUCGCCCUCGAUCUCAGCAGCAAUGCCAUUCCCGGACAAUUACUUCGACGUUGUGGUCUCGCGCUUUGUUUCCACGUCCCUGCGCAACGACGAGUGGGCACGUUCCUUCUUCGACUGCAUGCGCGUCCUCAAGCCGGGAGGCUCCAUUGAGAUUCUCUCCGUGGAUGCUCACAUGAACGGCGAGGGGCCUCUGCUGCAGAACUGGGUCGACGAGCACGUCACCUGCAGACUUGAAGCCCACAACAUCAGCAUGGUGCCCUCGGAGAGCGUUCUCGACACCAUGGAGAUUGUCGGCCUCGAGAACAUUCGCCGCGCCAGAGUCGCACUUCCUGCAUAUCUCGGUUCGCCCAAGGCGGUCGCCCGCGCAGCACCAAGCAGCAACGGCCUCCCUGCUCCAUCGCCACAGGACGUUGUUGAUGCCAGCCGCAUGAUGGCGUAUCUUGGGCGUCACUUUUAUCAAGACCUCUACGGAAAAUUCGUGCGCCUAUCCCAGGGCGAGGAGUGGUUCUGGUCCCGGAAGGAUGUCCGGGAUGAGUGUGAGAAGUACCAGACGAAGAUGGUCCUCACUAUUGCAUGCGCCCAGAAGCCAGGCGCAAUGGCGGGCAACGAGAGCUACCUCAACAUUUGAGCUUGUAAGCUUUCUUCGGUUUGAACGCUUCACCUAAAAUUUCACUACUGUACAUCUCGCUUUUCCGUUCUACAUGAUACCACUUUUAGACAGACUUUCUUAUGUUGAUACGCCACCGUACCUCUGUACAUGAACAAUUCCAUUUCUAUCGUCCUCAACUAUCAAUAUGCAGCUUGAAGAUUGCAGUAGCUUGCAUAAUUACUAUACAUACAU
Messenger RNA from Boeremia exigua, 2208 nucleotides. RefSeq lists its product as uncharacterized. Gene Ontology annotation, molecular function: S-adenosylmethionine-dependent methyltransferase activity. The transcript is spliced from 2 exons. The record is from RefSeq and is a predicted model, not a curated record. The coding region runs from base 133 to 1995 and encodes 620 amino acids. NCBI's taxonomy places the organism in Eukaryota, Fungi, Ascomycota, Dothideomycetes, Pleosporales, Didymellaceae.